Molecule: messenger RNA, 1995 nt
Organism: Scophthalmus maximus (turbot)
Lineage: Eukaryota; Metazoa; Chordata; Actinopteri; Pleuronectiformes; Scophthalmidae
Product: phospholipase ABHD3-like
Exons: 9
Coding region: 493-1710 (405 amino acids)
Biological process (GO): medium-chain fatty acid biosynthetic process; medium-chain fatty acid catabolic process
Molecular function (GO): acetylesterase activity; monoacylglycerol lipase activity
Source: RefSeq, a predicted model, not a curated record
CAGUCCCUCAACCAAUGUAUUCAGCCCAUUUUUAAUUCAUGUAAUGACACUAAUUACUUAGUGCAAUGACACUAAUUACUUAGAAAACGCUUAUGACAGUGCUACGCCCGUGCGCGCCCCCAGAGCGCGGGCGGCUCGUUCACAGCGCCCAGAGGCAUGAUGGGAGUUCUGCGCUAGGGAGGGGGCGAGGACUGUGGGCGAGGACCGAGGACAGCGGUUCCCGGCGCCGCCAUCUUUGAUUUGGCAUCCAGUUCUCACAAUACAUCGAUGCUGUGCAGGCGGACCUGCACCUCCCGUCAUUGGUCCAGCGUCCAAACAGACGAUCUGCGGUCACGACCGGGAUCAGGGGCCGUGUACGCCUACUUCCCGGAGAAAGACACGGCUGAGGAGGAUAACGGUUCUGUAUCGGCUGCUGCCGGUGAUGAAGGAGGCAGGUUGUCUCUUCCCUCGGAUGCCGGAUUACCUCUGCCGUUGACGGAUUAGAUCCCUGCCAUGUUUCUGUCACACUUGGAUCUGUGGAGGUCCUACUUGGAGUGUGUCUCCAGACCCUACACGGUGUUCGUCUGCUCCAUCACGGCCGCGCUGUACUAUCUAUGGGGCCGCAAGUGUCAGGCACCUGCUCUGGUUUGUAGUGAGGCUCUCAGUGCAUUCCUCCAGGAACACUGUCCUGCGGUGGCUGAGCGCUUCAGUCCCACCCCGUGGUGCUGGGGAGGUCGCCUUCAAACCCUGGUCUGUUCCGUCCUCAAAUCCAGACCCCACGUCACUUAUCGCAAUGAGCUUCUCCGUACCGAUGACGGUGGUCAGAUUUCGCUGGACUGGGUGGACAAUCAGGCCAGUGCGGCCCACCCAGAAUCCUCCACCCGCCCCACAGUACUGAUCCUGCCAGGCCUGGCGGGGAACAGCAAGCAGCCCUAUGUGCUCCACGCCAUCAGCCAGGCCACCCGCCGUGGCUACAGGUGUGUGGUCUUCAACAACAGGGGGGCUGCAGGGGAAGAGUUGUUGACGCCCGUCACCUAUUGUGCAGCCAACACCUCAGAUCUUGAGCGCGUGGUGGGACAUAUCAAAGGACUCUACCCACAAGCCCCUGUGCUCGGUGCCGGUGUGUCUAUGGGAGGCAUGUUGUUAUUAAACUACCUGGCCCGUAAGCGCACCGAGUCUGGGCUGGUGGCGGGUUUCACCAUCUCCGUCCCCUGGGAUGCCACAAAAUCCUCCGUCUCCAUGGAAGAACCACUCAACUGGCUGCUCUUCAACAAAUAUCUCACGACAAUCCUGUGCGGUCUCAUCACCAGGCACAGGAAGGUUCUGGAGAAAGUAGUGGAUGUGGACCAUGUCCUGACGGCACAAACCGUCCGUGAGUUUGACGAACGCUUCACAUCUUUGGUUUUCGGUUACAAAUCUUGUAUGGACUACUACCAUGAUGCCAGCCCAGACAAAAAACUCCCUAACACUGCAGUACCCAUCUUGUGUCUCAACGCUGCUGAUGACCCCUUCUCUCCCCAAUAUGCUUUCCCACUGACGAUAGUCCAGGGCCUGCCCAAUGUCGCGCUGUUGCUGACGGCCCACGGAGGGCACAUCGCCUUCAUGCAGGGUUUGUUCCCCCGCGGUGAGAACUACAUGGACCGGCUGUUUGGCCAGUUUGUCCAAGCGGUCUUUGAACACCCGAGGGACAUCAACAAGGCCUGCGGAAUCGAGGAGGAGCAGAUGACCUGAUGAUCAUUCGUAUGUACUCUGAGCUGGACUGAAUAAUGGAUUUACUUCCGGCUAUGAAGAAUACAAAAGUUGCUUGCAUUUUAAAAAUGGAAGAGCAUAACAAAAAAGCACUUAUAUACUCCCACAGAAUUUUUGCGUUGCCUUCACAUUUACACUCAAAAUGACCAACUGUAUUGUACAAUCGACAACCUCCAAGGCAACCGAUCUACCUCCCUAUCACCGACGGUCUCUGAAAAUCAAGCUGUGGAAAAUGUAUUUUUAAGUAUUAAAGAAAUGUGGAAACAA